Culex pipiens pallens (northern house mosquito) is the source of this 981-nucleotide messenger RNA. RefSeq names its product trypsin-1-like. Lineage: Eukaryota; Metazoa; Arthropoda; Insecta; Diptera; Culicidae. The transcript is spliced from 4 exons. Gene Ontology annotation, molecular function: serine-type endopeptidase activity. The record is from RefSeq and is a predicted model, not a curated record. Gene Ontology annotation, biological process: proteolysis. The coding region runs from base 1 to 888 and encodes 295 amino acids.
AUGAUUGGCAGUUCUGUUAGCCGUCGAACGGAGGAAGUCUUCUACGUUCUUCUCAUCGUGGUAUUUGUCGUAGCGAAGGCCGGAGUCCUUGGACAGGAUGCUGCGGAAAACGACGACGACGGAGAUGAUGUGGCGGAGUCAACUUCCCCUGGCAGACCACGCGUCGUCGGCGGAACCGGCGUAGCCAUCGGGGAGCUUCCGUUCAUCUGCUCCGUCCGCCAGCGGCAACCGGCCGGGUCCUGGAGCUCGUGGACGCAUCUGUGCGGCAGUACGAUUGUGAACGAAAAUUGGCUGCUUACUUCCGCUCACUGCGUCGCCCCGCCCCUGCCCAAGGAGAGCUUGCUGAUUGUUUGUGGUGUUCGACAGGCCAGAACCGUCGCCGGGAUUGAGCCAAGUCCGGAGUACGUUGACGGACAGCGGGGAAGCGAUUUGGCACUGAUACUGCUGAAGAAGCCGUUGGUGUUCACCGGAAACGUGCAACCGAUACCGAUUUUUGAUCAACGAAUCCUGCCUACCAGUGUGGCCACCAUCGUUGGCUAUGGCGUUUCCUCGUACGGAAAGGACGGUUGGCAGCCUAAUGGAUUAGAGGCAGCCACCGUCCCGAUUCUCUCGAUGAAAGCCUGCAUCCGGCGGUUGGGUGCCACCCUAGCCACCUACCUCACCAGCGACACAAUCUGCACCGACGUCGCAGGACCAACGGGUGCCGCCGGGACCUGCGUAGGCGACUCCGGCGGUCCCGUCAUAAUCGGCACCGAGCUGCAUCCCUUCAACCUGCUGGCCAUCCCAGCGUGGACGGUCACGCCGUGCGGAAGUGGCCCCUCGAUGCACACACUCGUUUCCGCCCACAUUGAGUGGAUUCUUUCCGUUAUCGUUCCGAAUCUGAAAUAAACUCUCGUCAUCCCGUUCAUGGUUGAUAACGAAACACCCUGAAACCACACAAAUAUUUCGCUCAUUAAUUUGGGGAAGGGAAAAUUGAAAAAA